GAAGAAGAAUAAUCUGUCGCAGAAUAACACAAAAAACACACAGAGUCAUUCAAUAUUUAUUCCAUUCCCAUUUCCCCAACUUCUCCUCGCUCGCCAUUUCCCUUUCUUUCCCUGUCUCUGAAACUCUCAUCAAUCAAACGAUCUGAAUUGAAUUCCAACCGCAAACAGAGAAGAAGAAGAAGAAGAAGAUCGAAUUAGAAUGGGUUCGGUUCCUGCAGAACUGAGCUUAGACAUUAGAGCACCAACGCCACCACCCCCACCACCACCGUCAACACCGAGUUUCAUUCCCAAAACCAUAAGUGAUUUCCUCUCCGCGCUUUCAACCACGGGAAUCACAGCAUCUGAGAAGCAAUCCAGGAUCAACGGUUUCCUCUCUCACUUGGAAGACGAAUACAACAAGAUCCACGCCUUCAAGCGCGAGCUUCCUCUCUCCAUGCUCCUCCUCAGCGACGCAAUUGUGGCACUGAAAGAGGAUUUGGAGAAAUGCAGUGAAGGUGAGCGUAAAUCUGAGCCAGUGCUGGAAGUGUUCAUUCCUUUGAAGAGAGAGUUCGAUCAUAGCGAAGACGAUGAAGAACAUAAUAAUAAUAAUAAUAAUGAUAAUAACAACAACAAUAACAAUAUUCGGCAGGAGAAAGAAUGCAGAGAUAAGAUGAGUUGGAUGAGUUCCGUUCAGCUCUGGAACGCUUCUUCUUCAACCACACUUAACAAUAAUAAUAAUAAUAAUGCCUUUGAUAAUAAUCACAAACACCAUCACCAAAAUCAUCAUCAUAAAUUCGGAACAAAGAAGAAUCAGGAAUGUGUGGUUGAGAAUCCUUUUCAAUCUCAUAGCAAUGUUAGAAAUAAUGGAGGAAGAGGGUUUAUGCCUUUUACUUCAUACACUUCUUGUUCAGUGCCGGUCACUACUGUGGCGCUCUCUGCAACCAAAGAAGAGAAGGAAGAUAUUGGUGCUAUUAACAGGCUUCCUCUGUUGACCCCUGCUGCUGCUGGUGGUGGAGUGAAGACUCUCAGAGAAGGUUCUGGUUCGAGUGGAUCCAGAACCAGCUCCAACAACAGGCCGGUUUCCACGUCUUCUCCUCCGGCGGCUGCGCACCGCACUGCCAUGAUGCCUCUUCAGCCUCAGCAGACUGCAAGGAAACAGAGGAGGUGCUGGUCCCCGGAGCUGCACCGACGAUUUGUCAAUGCGUUGCAAAAGCUUGGUGGUUCUCAAGUGGCAACACCAAAGCAGAUUAGAGAACUCAUGCAGGUUGAUGGACUCACAAACGAUGAAGUGAAGAGCCAUUUACAAAAAUACCGGCUUCAUACAAGAAGAGUUCCAUCUGGAAGUGGUAACCAUAGUCAUAAUCAUAAUCAAUCUGUUGUAGUUCUUGGAGGAUUGUGGAUGUCACAAGGGCAAGAUCAGUGCAAUGACUCAUCAAAGGGUAGUAGCUCUGGUUCCGGUUCGCCGCAGAGCCCCCUGCAUUUAGCCACCAGAUCUCGGGGAGGAACGUCCCCGGCUGAGGCUGAUGACAGCAUGGAAGAUGAUGAAGAUGCAAAAUCAGAAAGCUAUAGCUGGAAAAGCCACACUCAUCACAAACAAGUAAAAGUUGUUGAUGUAUAGGAAAAAAGUAUACAAAAAAAGAGGAAAAAAUACUACUCUCCACCAUGAAUUUUGCAGAUAAAAGUAUACAUGGGAGGAGGUGAUUUUUACCACUAUAUAAGUUAAGAGAAUAAUACAUGACACGAUGAUAUAUAAAAGAAAAAAAAAAAAAGAAAAAGAGAAAUGGGGAGGAUCAACGGAGAGGCUAUUCGAACAUUUUUGAAGGCUUAGUUUUCCUUCUAUACUACUACUGCUACUUGAGGUUUUAUGAGACUUAAAAAUCCUUUUCCUCCACAUCAAGCAGUUCAUUCUUUCCCAAA
This is a messenger RNA of Arachis stenosperma, 1896 nucleotides long. RefSeq names its product transcription factor HRS1-like. Gene Ontology annotation, molecular function: DNA binding; DNA-binding transcription factor activity. The transcript has 5 exons. The record is from RefSeq and is a predicted model, not a curated record. Bases 200 to 1597 code for a protein of 465 amino acids. NCBI's taxonomy places the organism in Eukaryota, Viridiplantae, Streptophyta, Magnoliopsida, Fabales, Fabaceae. Gene Ontology annotation, biological process: regulation of DNA-templated transcription.